UCCCAUCUAUUCCAGCUCUAAGGCCAAAAACAUCUGGCAAUAUCUAUAGAAAUUCAUUUGCACUGGAUGAUUCGGUGGGAGCAACUUCAUACAGUGAAGAUUUCUGCUGGAAGCCUGUGUCAAAGACAGCUUGCAUAAGGUCUGCCACAGCAUCAGGAAACCGAAGGAACAAUCCACACCCAACCCAGGCAUUCAUGGUAUGGAGGCAUUCUGCAGAUCAAAUGAAAUGUUUUAGUGGUAGUUCCCCUCUUCAGCUCCCUUUGUCUGAGAAGGAAAUCCAAAAGGCUCUGAGUGCCCAGUACAGGUCGACCUACAGGACUGACUUUCUUGGAUUACCUCAAGGAAUUAUGAAAAACCAUGCAAUCUGUACACCUUUUAACCGCAGCCAUGCUGUCCACUACUAUACCCAGACUGAAAUGAGACACAACUACCGCCCACCCAAACUGAAACUUGAGCUUCUGGGGAACAACUCUCGCUAUGGGUGCAAUAAGCUGCAUGGUGUAGCAGCGAAGGGUAUUGUUCCUACAGUGAUUCACAGUCACAUCAAUAACCAGGAAAACAGCAAACUGGAGACCACCUACCAUAAACAUUUUGGAGAAAAGAAGGAUGUGAAGACAUUGCACAUAACCAGUCACUCUGCUGAUGGAUGUAAGGUGGAGAAGAACAAUUGUUUAUUGGUGCAAACCCCUUCCACACUGGAGAGGAUGUCGGCCUGGCCUGGACCUUUAUAAUGAUGCCAUUUUGACCCAUGAAAAGCUAUAUGAAUAUGUGUG
Messenger RNA from Sinocyclocheilus grahami, 773 nucleotides. RefSeq names its product testis expressed 26 (gene tex26). The transcript is spliced from 6 exons. NCBI's taxonomy places the organism in Eukaryota, Metazoa, Chordata, Actinopteri, Cypriniformes, Cyprinidae. The record is from RefSeq and is a predicted model, not a curated record. The coding region runs from base 195 to 731 and encodes 178 amino acids. Gene Ontology annotation, cellular component: cytoplasm.